AAUUACGCCUCGCAACUGAUACUUUAAAAAAGAGGGAAAAGAACGAAGACGGAAAGGGGAAAACCGGAAAGCAUCAGUAUUCAGUAGUUCGAGCCCUAGGGUUUAGGCCGCACCCCUCCGAGAAGUCGCCACCUCUGACACCGGUCACAUAUUGAGGAAUUCGGUAGCCUGCCCCAAAUCCAAUUAUGUCGAAGAAGAAUAAUUUGGCCACCAGAAGAAGGCAACAUGCAUUCGACCUCCAAAGGGAAAAGCAGGAGAAAGAACUAAAGGAAAAGAAGCUGCAGGCCAAGAAAAACAAGAUGAAAGUGGAUGGUGGCAACAAAAAGAAGGGAGGGGGCAAGUUUCCAGUGGGGAAGAAGAAGCUGAAAACAAAAUUGACGCAAUUGGCCAAAGCUAAAGCUGCCCAAGCAAUGGAGCUGGACAAAUGAAGUUUUAUGUGAGGUAGAUAGGAAUUCUCUACUGUAAGAAGCCAGAUGUCAUUUAUGUUUGUGGCAAUUGAAAUUUGUGUUUGUAGCUAAGAAUGAAGAGGAACAGUCACAUUUUUGUUUAUGGCUUUAUGCAAACUAUUUAUGGAAUAACAAUUUUUGUUAAAAGUGUUUCAUUUUAGGCUUAUUAUCUGUGUGUAUUCCUAGGCGGAGGGAGGGAGGAAGGUCUUGUUCAGUUUAUAGUGCUAGCUAUGCUGCGUAGAAAGCCACUUGUUUUAUUUUGUUUUCUGGUGUUUGUAUUUGGAGUUCGUUAUUCAGAUUCGGGUGCUAGGAAUGUUAUAUAUUCUUCCGAUGUUUAAAGACUGGAAUAUUUGAAGGCUUUCUUUUGUGAAUAUUAUGAAUGAGCUUAUGAGGAUGGUAGGUAGUUCCUCCUUGUUAUAAAACAGCAUAUAAUGUACAAUCUAUCAAAAUCAGUGGAUUCAGACUUGGGUUUGUAAGGUUAGGUGUGAAGGGUUGCUAAUCAUACAUGAUGGAGAAAAGUGCAGGUGAUUUAAUAGCUGUAGUUCUGAACCUGGUUAACUGCUGCCUAACAUGAUUCAUUGUGCCAAAUCCCUAGCAACCUAGACUUGAAAGUAGAAUUACAUGUGGAUUUGAAUCUUCAGGCUAAGGUGAGCAACAUAUGGAGAAUGUUCAUGCUAUCUCAUUCUGAGAACAUAAGUUCUUGUUUUAUGUUUGAAAUCUACAAAUUUCCCCCGACAGUCCUAACCUAGUACAUUCAACACCUGCUAAGCACACAAUUUUAGCUUGUUAUCCACCCCAGUCCUUAACCAAAUUGCAUGUCUUCCUCAUCACUCUGACUAUCAGACCACAGCUUAAUGGCGCGAUCACGCGACACAGUUGCAAUAUAUUGCCCAUCUCGUGCUAUAUCCAGUGACGUGACUUUCGCGUCAUGCCAAGAUAGUGUCUGAAUCGGCCUAAAAUCUGUUGAUGACCACACCUUAGCUGUUGUAUCAAAUGAACCAGUAACCAAGAAGCUUCCUUGUUGUGAUUCAAAUUUCACCUGAGAUAUAAGAUUUGAGUGAGCUGGUAUUAUACAAAGUGAUCUUUUCUUCCUUAAAUCCCAGACACGACAAGUAUUGUCUUCACCACCGGAAGCCAAAUGAUAGCCAUUAGGGGAGAAACUGACCCCAAGAACUGGCUUAACAUGACCUUCCAAUGCAAGAAUACCUCCCCCAGAUCUCAGAUCCCAUACUCUAACAAGUGCAUCAAGUCCACAUGUUGCUACCAAGGCACCAUCACCUUGAAAAGAUAUUCCAUAAACACUUCUACUAUGACCUUCUUGGAGAAGUAACUCUUCACCUGUCUCAACAUCCCACAGCCUCCAUGUCUUGUCAAAGCUAGUUGUCCCCAAGUAUUUUCCCAUUGGAUGGAAUGCAAUGCGAGAAAGACGAUCCAAAUGACCAUGGUAUGUGUUCAAGAUCAGCCCUUCUGUGUUCCAUAAUUUUGCUGUCCUGUCAGCGGAGGCUGUUGCGAUCAGGUCUCCAAUGGGAGAAAAUGCAACAUCUGUAGCUCUCUCUGUGUGACCGCCCCUUAGAAUUGCGAUUCUGGUCAUAUUUGGUAUGCUCCAUAUCCUUGAAUCUCCACUCAGUGAGCAGGUGGCAAGCAUAUCUCCUUCCUGUGAGAAGGAACAUCCUGAAAGAGGCCUCUCAUCGAAAUUAGUCCUCAAAGGUCUCCAUUCUAUGACCUCUGCAUCUACCAAGUCUUCCUGAUUGGGAUCACCAUCUCUUCUUGUCUUAGCAUGGUGAAUGCAUAAUGCCGCUUUUACAAUUGAAUACCUAGCGAUAUCUAGGCGAGCCUCGCGAAGGCGAUUUGACCCUUCAGUGUAGAAAGGAUACUGAAUUUUUUCCUCAGCAGAAGCAUCAUCACCUGCAGCAGCUUCAUCAUCCUCAUGAGCCUUCAACAGCUUCUCCAACUGGCCUUCAGAAUCAAGCUUCACCAUAAGCUCUCGCAGCCGUUCUCUUCUUUCCAUCUCCCGAUCACCAAAAAGGGUAACGGGCUCGCCCAAUCGACGAAGACGAGCUCGAACCGAUGAAUCGUUUGUAGGCACAGCAAGAGCAGCAGCUCGUCUCUUCAUGAUAUGAUCUUGGACUGCUUUCUCAUGCUUCUCUCUGGCCACUCUGAUUUCUUCCGAAAACUCGAAUUCGGAAGGUGACAAUGGCCGAGGAACUGAAACAGAAUUGAUCUCCUCAACAUCCAUUAUUAGGGUUUUCUUUAGCAAGUUGAUGAUUUCAGUCGGGGUGCUGAGAUUUGGGAUCAGCGCAGAAUGAAGUUCUUCCGCAAUUCAAUUAACCCCUCUAUUUAAAGGAAACUAUCUCGAAUCCAAAAGGUAAUAAUAAUUGAAACAACCGAAUCCUAUUUUAUUUCGGUUUAAUAUUCUACGUUCUCAUUUGUGUAGGGUGUUUGACCAAAAUAAUGCUCCAAAAUAGUGAAGGACAUUUUUUUAAUUUUAUUUUAUUUUUUUC
Oldenlandia corymbosa var. corymbosa is the source of this 2947-nucleotide messenger RNA. The record is from the annotation of a GenBank genome assembly. Lineage: Eukaryota; Viridiplantae; Streptophyta; Magnoliopsida; Gentianales; Rubiaceae.